CAAAAGUAGAUAUGCAUGGUUAAUGAUCCUUUUCCAAUCAAAAUGCUGUGCGCUGAUUCAUUCUGCAGGUUUUUGGCAGUCAUGUUUGGGACCAAGAUGAUUUUUGGGCUUCUGGCCCUGCUGCUGGUCAGCUCUGUUAGAGCUGAGGAGAUGGGUUUUUCUGGCAUACAUCACAUGCAGACUGAGGACACUUCUGCUGAGCUGUCUGUUUCUGAACUGUUGCAUAGAGCCAAUAAAGGCAUCAUUCCUGAAGCUGAUGAGCCCGAGCUGUUGGAUGACAUUGCUGUGAAUGAGAGAAAUGCAGAUCCCUGCACCUCCACCGACUGCCUCUGGAAUAUGGUUGGAGAUGGCCAUGUUUAUAUACCUUAUGUCAUCGCGGACGACUACUCUUCCCGUGAGGUGGAUAUCAUCCAGCGUGCUCUGUACUCUUUCGAUUCAGUCUCCUGCAUCCGCUUCUUCCCUCGCAAUGAUGAGAGAGACUAUAUCAGCAUCGAGUCCCGCAGUGGAUGUUACUCAUACGUUGGUCGUCAGGGUUAUGGCCAGAUUGUGUCUCUCGCUCGUAGUGGCUGCAUUUAUCACAACAUUGUGCAGCAUGAGUUGCUCCACGCUCUUGGCUUCAACCAUGAGCAAACCCGCAGUGACCGUGACGACCACAUCCAAGUCGUCUGGGAGAACAUCCUAGAUGACAAAAAACACAACUUCGACAAAAUCAACACCCUUAACCAGGGAACUCCUUAUGACUACAACUCUGUGAUGCAGUAUGAGAGAUAUGCUUUCUCCAAGAAUGGCCUCGCCACUAUGGUUCCCAUUCCUGACAGCAGUGUUGAGAUAGGCACGGCUACUGAGAUGAGCCAGAAUGACAUGACCAGACUCUUCAGACUCUACAAGUGCAAGCACAUUGUUGCCACUGAUGACUAAUCUUCUCUAGAUUGGUUUGCCAUUUUCCAGAGAGAACGUCAUAGUUUCAUCUGACACCUUUUUCAAGCUCUCAACAAUAAAGUCAUAAAACUGCAAAUGGA
This is a messenger RNA of Xyrauchen texanus (razorback sucker), 1019 nucleotides long. Its product is annotated as low choriolytic enzyme-like. The record is from RefSeq and is a predicted model, not a curated record. Gene Ontology annotation, molecular function: metalloendopeptidase activity; zinc ion binding. Bases 16 to 918 code for a protein of 300 amino acids. Lineage: Eukaryota; Metazoa; Chordata; Actinopteri; Cypriniformes; Catostomidae. Gene Ontology annotation, biological process: proteolysis. The transcript is spliced from 9 exons.